Molecule: messenger RNA, 985 nt
Organism: Rosa chinensis
Lineage: Eukaryota; Viridiplantae; Streptophyta; Magnoliopsida; Rosales; Rosaceae
Product: F-box/kelch-repeat protein At3g06240-like
Exons: 2
Coding region: 81-521 (146 amino acids)
Source: RefSeq, a predicted model, not a curated record
AGAAAAUGUAAAGCUAACCGCCACAGCCUUUCGGUGGAGAUCGAGGAGGAUAUUCUUUCACGGCUUCCGGUCAAAUCCUUAUGCCGUUUCAGGGCAAGCGUUGUGGAGAGGAGCUUUAUGGGUUCGGAUUUGAUGACUCGAUUGAUGAUUACAAAGUAGUAUGUGGGGAGAUGUAUAGAGAUAAUGGUGAUGUUGUUACUGUAUUCAGCGUCUAUACCUUAAAAACUGGUUAUUGGCGAGUGAUUGAGAAGCAAUUUCCCUAUCGUUAUGCUCGUUGUCGUCUAAGUUAUAGUGGGAUCCUGGUGAAUGGUGCUCUUCACUGGUUGAUGCAUAGGCUCGGAAGUCCAGAUCGAUCAUUGGUGAUUGUAUCUUUCCUUUUAGCAGAAGAGGAGGUUCGAGAAAUUCCUUUUCGGCUAUCACAUUUCGCUCCUUUCCAUGACACUAUGGUACUGGGGGCCUUCAGGGAAGAGAGGCUGUUCAUAACACAUCACCAGGACACUGUAAUGACAUUUGGGUCAUGAUGGAGUAUGGAGACCCUCAUCCCGUACUGCUACUUAUCACGGUUUUGUUUCUGGGACCAAUCUUGGGAUUUGGUAGUGCAGGGAGAAAAGCUAUAUAUCAAUGUACAAUUUCAAUGAAAAUUACUUUUGGAAUCUAUCAAUUCGUGGAAUUGGCAAAGUUGGUAGUGUUGGAAUCUACUUGGAGUGCCUUGUUUCGCCUAAUGAUGGAGAUGUUGAUCCACUUCUUCAAAAGCCUACUCCUCAGAAGCCGUUACAAGAUCCUUCACAAUUCAGGAGAGUGGAAUUCCCUUCCCAUACUCGUACCAGCUUAGGAUGGAGAUCAUAGUGGCUUUAGUUGGGAUAAUGAUGUAUGAAGAUGGCGAUGAUGACAAAUGAAUCUGUGAAUGUUUUUGAACCUUCAAUGUAUAGUAGGGGGGUCUUCAUUUGUAUGUACUUAUGAUUGAUACUUUAAUAUCCAUUAAUCA